UCAGGCCUCGGGUAUUGGGGUAUGCCUGGCAAAACAAAGUGCAAAGAUCAAAGAUUGUCAGGGAAUCCUAAGACGUGUUAACUACUCAUGUUGUCCACGAUACGAAUUCAGUCGUUCGUCGACCGCCGUACGGAGUACGUCACGCUGUGAUCGGGUUGUCCCUCGUGUCCUUUUCUCGUCCCUCGUUCUUUUAUAUGCAUACACACACACACACACACACACACACACACACACACACACACACGCGCGUACAGGCAGUUUAAUACACGUCACCAAUACACAGUCACAUCAUUCUUGACCCUUGGAUCGCGUACAGUGAUAAUUUCCUCUCCUAUUCGCGGUGGGAAAAUCAACUGUUUAGUCGACGGGAAUCGUCGAACUCGAUAAGAGGAAGAGACACGAAAAACGGGUCAGGAUAAUCUCGGUGCAAUUAUAGAAGGGAAAUGGAAGGCUUCUGGAUCGCCGGCGCGAUCCACGCGAUCAAGGCGCUUUCGUAUGUGUACGACCUGCUGACGUUCCCAGUCUACCUCAUACUGCAACGGCCCUGGGAGAAACGGAAGGCCUCGAGGAGGAUCAAGGCGCGUUGCGUCGCGAAGGAUGAGAACACGAUCACCUUCCGGAGCAUUGACCCUCCUGGGCCGAUGCACGUCACCAUCGAGCGUGAGAAGGUCGACACGCUCGAGAAAAUGUUGUCAUGGGUCGCCAAGUUGCACAGCGAGAAGAGGUGCCUCGGCACCAGACAGAUACUCGCGGAGGAAGACGAAGUGCAGCCUAAUGGUAGAAUAUUUAAAAAGUAUAAAAUGGGCGACUACAAAUGGAAGACUUAUACGGAGGUGGACAGGCUCACCAAUUCUUUCAGUCGUGGAAUAAGGGAGUUGGGACUUAUAGCUAGAAAAAACAUAGUAAUCUUCGCGGAGACCAGAGCGGAGUGGAUGAUUGCAGCUUAUGGAUGCUUCAAGCAGAACUUAACCGUCGUCACGAUCUACGCGACUUUAGGCGACGAUGCAAUAGCUCAUGGUAUCAACGAGACGGAAGUGGACACCGUCAUCACCAGUCACGAUUUGCUGCCGAAGUUCAAACGGCUUCUCGAAAAAGUACCUGUAAUCAAGACUAUAAUUUACAUGGAGGAUCAACUGAAAUCCACCGAUACCGCUGGUUACAAAGAUGGUGUCAGGCUUAUUCCGUUUUCCGAUGUAAUUAAAAAGGGUAACAAUUCAACUGCACCGAUGUCACCGCCCCAGUCAAAUGAUACCGCGAUCAUAAUGUAUACGUCUGGUUCCACUGGAGUGCCAAAAGGUGUACUUUUAUCCCAUGGGAACAUCAUCUCCACCUUGAAGGCAUACUGCGACGCUGUGGAAAUUAAGCCAGAUGAUGUAUUUUUGGGAUUUUUACCGUUGGCUCACGUUUUCGAACUCCUUGCUGAGAGUGUAUGUCUUCUAACCGGUGUACCCAUUGGCUACAGUUCACCACUAACCAUGAUUGAUUCGAGUAGCAAGAUACAAAGGGGAUCCAAGGGUGAUGCUUCGGUUCUUCACCCGACCUGCCUAUCCGCAGUGCCACUGAUUCUUGACCGUAUUUCCAAAGGCAUAAACGAGAAAGUUAAGAAAUCUGGUGCGUUCAGACAAGCGAUCUUCAACUUUGCGUACGAGUACAAACUGAAAUGGGUGAAACGUGGUUACGAUACACCGUUGUUUGACAAAUAUAUCUUUGGAGCGGCACGGCAAGUUCUUGGUGGACGAGUCAGGCUUAUACUCUGCGGAGGUGCACCUUUGUCCCCUGAUACACAUACCCAGGUCAAAAAUUGCCUUUGCGUUACUGUGACCCAGGGAUACGGUCUCACGGAAACAACCUCGUGUGCUACUGUUAUGGAUGUGCAUGAUAGAAGUACAGGAAGAGUUGGAGCACCAACUACGGUUUGUGACAUUCGUUUGGAAAAUUGGGAAGAGGCUGGUUACAGGGUUACAGACACCCCUCAUCCUAGAGGGGAAAUCCUAAUUGGGGGAGCAAAUGUCUCUGCCGGUUACUAUAAAUUGCUGGACAAAACGCAAGAUGACUUUUUCCAGGAAGAUGGGCGGCAAUGGUUUAGAACAGGCGACAUCGGAGAGUUUCAUACCGAUGGUUGCAUAAAAAUUAUUGACCGAAAGAAGGAUUUGGUAAAAUUGCAACUUGGUGAAUAUGUAUCAUUGGGCAAAGUUGAGGCAGAAUUGAAAACGUGUCCCGUCGUGGAAAAUAUUUGUAUCUACGGAGAUGCUCACAAGACGUAUACCGUGGCGUUAGUGGUGCCUAAUCCUUAUUAUCUCGAGGAGAUUGCCACCAGUCUGGGUAUGACUGGAAAAUCUAUAGAAGAAUUGUGCAAUAGUUCAGAGAUUGAGAAAGCGGUAUUACAGGAACUGAUCGAACAAGCUAACAAAUGCAAGCUCCAAAGAUUCGAGAUGCCUGGCGCGGUGAAACUGUGCACAGAGCAAUGGUCGCCGGAUAUGGGAUUGGUUACAGCCGCGUUUAAGCUGAAAAGGAAAGCGGUACAAGACCGUUAUCAGCACGAAAUCAAUAGAAUGUACGCUUCGUGAUGUCGCACCAAGUCCUGCAAGAAAUGUAACGGAUGAAGCGACUCGAAAUGUUCAAAUUUUCCUCAUCCAACAAAACGAUGCCUCGUCCACCUUUACGCAUAAGUUUGUGAGCGGAAGUUGCGAGCCGAACUCGGAACGAACUUCAAACUUUGAAAAAAUUGUGCAUUUUAGGAAAUUGCGCAAUGUGCAUGUUGUCAAUUUUCUUUUCGCGAUUAAUAUGGUGGGAAAAGGUGUCGAGCAUUGACACCGUUAAACUCUACUCGAUAUUAGAAUUAAAAAUAUAUUUUCGAGGGUUAUCUUUGUUAAUGAAUUUGAUAUUUCGUUCGAGAUGGCAAGGAUUCGACCAUCAGCCAAUGAAAUCCCAUAAUUAUCUGGGUAUAGUAAGGUUAGGAUUGACGAGGAACGUACAAAGGGCAUCUUGUAACAUAAAUUGUCGCGAUAUACGACGCGAGGUGUGAGCGAGACACAGUUUGAAACUGUACCAGACAACCAUUCCUCGUUUAUAGAGGAAGUCAGCUAUUUCUUCCUUGGAAAAUUUCUAUGUCCGUCUAUACAAUGUACUCAUUCCUUGCAGUAAUUCCUCCUGAUCUAACUUUGUCGCAAAUGGACCGUAAGUUGGUUUUGCAGUCGCGAUAAUUUCGUAAGUUCACAACUCGUAUGGUGUACUUACCUCAAGUAUUAUUCGAGAUAGUCGAGUUCCAUUUUCGCAAAGAACGAAAGUCGAGCACGGCUCUUUAAGGAGGGUUAGUUGCUCUAUUCUAUGUUAAGCUAUAUAUGUAUAUACAGAAAAUCGAUCGACGAGUCAGGUUUUACUUUUAAUUAUCGUAAACGGCGCAUGUCGUUAUAUAUUUACUCGAAUACGUUCAGCUAUGUCUUCAUGAAAAAAAAAAAUGUAAUUCUUCUUUUUAUUUUAGAUAAU
Molecule: messenger RNA, 3486 nt
Organism: Dufourea novaeangliae
Lineage: Eukaryota; Metazoa; Arthropoda; Insecta; Hymenoptera; Halictidae
Gene: Acsl
Product: long-chain-fatty-acid--CoA ligase 4
Exons: 8
Coding region: 444-2567 (707 amino acids)
Biological process (GO): long-chain fatty acid metabolic process; long-chain fatty-acyl-CoA metabolic process; neuron differentiation
Cellular component (GO): endoplasmic reticulum; lipid droplet; plasma membrane
Molecular function (GO): palmitoyl-CoA ligase activity
Source: RefSeq, a predicted model, not a curated record